GCAUCGCGUGGACCGGUCGAUUAGUCAGACGAUCGAGCGAGUCGAGUCGGUGAGUACGAGGAACGGACAAGAGAUUCCGCGCGCAGGAUUAACCGCAAUACAGGAUGGCGCUCUUUCGUUUCACCCCGAGACGCUGCCUCGAGCUUCAGACAAUAACGAAGACGGUCUUCUUGCGACAGUUGACUGAUGCAUCCACAGAUCUUAAGAGGAUUCUUGCGGAGAAGAUUCCGAAGGAGCAAGAACGUGUCAAAACCUUCCGUAAGAAUCAUGGAUCCACUAAGGUUGGAGACGUUACUGUCGACAUGAUGUACGGUGGUAUGCGCGGCAUCAAAGGUCUCGUUUGGGAGCCAUCGGUGCUCGAUGCGGAAGAAGGCAUCCGUUUCCGCGGUAAAUCGAUCCCGGAAUGUCAGAAACUUCUCCCGAAAGCGGCUGGUGGCUCGGAACCGCUUCCGGAGGGUCUCUUCUGGUUGCUGAUCACCGGCGAGAUACCCACGGAAGCGCAGGUGAAGGCCAUCUCGCAGGAAUGGGCGUCCAGGAGCUCAUUACCCGAACACGUGGUCAAGGCCCUCAACAAUUUCCCCAAGACCCUGCACCCAAUGACGCAAUUUUCCGCGGCGAUCACGCUGCUGAACAGCGAGAGCGAGUUCGUCAAGGCAUACAAUAAGGGCGUUCACAAGACCAAGUAUUGGGAAACCGUGUACGAAGACUCGAUGAAUCUGAUUGCCAAGCUACCGGUGGUAGCGGCCACCAUUUACCGUAAUCUCUACAAGGGUGGCAAAGGUCUGGGCUCGGUCGACGCCGGCAAGGACUGGUCUUGGAACUUUGCCAACAUGCUCGGUUACGACAAUCCACAGUUCGUCGAGCUGAUGCGUCUCUACCUGACGAUCCAUUCGGAUCACGAGGGCGGUAACGUGUCCGCACACACCACUCACUUAGUGGGAUCAGCCCUGUCAGAUCCGUACCUGUCCUUCGCCGCCGGUAUGAAUGGACUGGCCGGACCGCUCCACGGACUGGCCAAUCAGGAGGUACUGGUAUGGUUGGAGAAGCUACGCUCUCAGAUCGGCGACAACCCGAGCGACGACAAGCUCAAGGAAUUCAUUUGGAAUACGUUGAAGAGUGGCCAGGUCGUGCCUGGUUACGGACACGCCGUUCUCAGGAAAACCGAUCCGAGAUACACGUGCCAGAGAGAGUUUGCGUUAAAACAUUUGCCGGACGACCCAUUGUUCAAGUUGGUCGCGCAGGUGUACAAGGUGGUACCGCCGAUCCUGUUGGAAACAGGCAAGGUGAAGAACCCGUGGCCAAACGUGGAUGCUCACUCGGGUGUGCUGCUGCAAUACUAUGGCAUGAAAGAGAUGAACUAUUACACGGUCUUAUUCGGCGUAUCGCGCGCAUUGGGUGUGCUUGCUUCCCUGGUGUGGGAUCGCGCUCUAGGAUUGCCUAUUGAAAGGCCUAAAUCCCUCAGCACUGAUCUUCUUAUGAAAUAUGUCAAAGGUUAAGAUGCCCGUUUAUCACUUAAUCGAUGAUCGUCAUCGGCGUUACUUUGAAAUCAGUCUCGUCGUCCCGAUCUCGUUCAAACGACACGGGGAACUUCGCGAAAAGGUAUAUGAUGCCGACCUCGAUGGAGUCACCUCAACGACUCUGCGCCUUAUCAAGUGGACGAGAGUAUGAAUUGUAGAAUGAAAGAGUGAAAGAAUGAAAGAGAGAGAGAGAGAGAGAGAGAGAGAGAGAGAGAAUGUAUGAAAAAGACAAGGCUAGGUAUUAAAUACGACAAAUAAUUACGUUAUAAUAAUGUAUUAUCUAAAUGUAGAAUUAAGAGCAAAUACAUCAAUAUUUCGUGUCAAUGAAAUGAAAUUCGCAUUAACUUUUUUCCUGUUGAUAUUUUCGAAUAUAAGCGAUUACAAAGAGUUGUAUUAAUUAUAAUAUAACUGUCUAAAUAUAAUAUAAUUAACUUUCGAAUCGCUGAUACAUAGAAAAUAUUGCGGGAAAAGUUAUACGAAAGGCAGUUGUUGCAACGUAGUUGCUUGUUUAAGCAGAAACAUAGAUUGGUCCAAUAGUAGAAACUGCCAAACUCGUGAGAAAAUUUAAAAGACAUCGUACAAAUCCAAGAAUUGAGUUUGAGACGUCUUUAAAUGCAAAAAUAUCUCUUAGACUUUUGAAAGACGUUUUUCGUGAGAUGUAACAUUUGGAAAUACAUAAAAUAGAGACACAUCACAGAUAGAAAAAGCAUUAUUGUAAAUACACUCAUCGCUCUCAAUAUUCAGUAAUUCGUUAAUUAUCGCUAGAGAUUUAGGAGCAAAGGAUCGCGUAUACGCGAAAUUUAGAAUAGUCAACGAUAGUCAACGUAUUAGCAAUUAAUUUCAGCAACACGAAGGAAGUGAAAAAUGGCGAUUAAGUAGCAAAUUCAUAUUGCGUAAAUUCCAGACAUAACAUAAAUUUAAAAAAUAUCGUUUAGACGUCUAGAGUCUAGAAGAUCCAAUCCAGCUUGGAUCAUCGUUAUUCGGAUGAUUUUCUCAACUGCCUCUCGGAGUUUUGCAUAUUAGUUCAAAAUUAGUUCAACAACACGAAGUAGCAAUUAGUACAUUAUAUUAGUAUGUUGUCUUGCCUUGUCAUUCGAGAGGGUAUACUGCCUAAAAGUGUAUAUUACAUUUUUUAAUUAUUAAAAAACUAAAUCUGGUUGAAAACUAAUUUUCAUGAAUAAAAAAUAAAUUUCAAGACAAUAGUCGCCAAAACGCGAACACAUAGUUCUAAUUAAUUUGAAUGUAAUUCUCCUAGUUGUUAGUUUACUAUCCCACUUCUCUCUCAGGAAGUUUAUUGCAAUUAAAAUGUUCUUAGAAUGGCGGAAAAGAUAAUAUUACUGUGCCGCAAGUUGCUGUAGUUGCCGAAUACUUAAGAGCGAGCAAAAAACAGAUGCAGAAUGAUCAAUAAGCACUUAAAUAUAGCAGUCAACAGUCUCGUCGAACCGCUAACGCGGUUUCUCGAUCGUGGCGAGUCAUUGCGCGUAAAAUUAAGGAGCAUGAUCAGUGAUAGAACCACUGUUAUCACAAUGAACGAGUGUGUGCGUACCUUAUUUAUAAUGAAAAUGUGAAAAUAAAUGGAUUAAAGGUAAAA
This is a messenger RNA of Cataglyphis hispanica, 3108 nucleotides long. It is a transcript of the gene kdn, whose product is annotated as probable citrate synthase 2, mitochondrial. The coding region runs from base 105 to 1496 and encodes 463 amino acids. The transcript is spliced from 4 exons. Gene Ontology annotation, cellular component: mitochondrial matrix. The record is from RefSeq and is a predicted model, not a curated record. Lineage: Eukaryota; Metazoa; Arthropoda; Insecta; Hymenoptera; Formicidae. Gene Ontology annotation, biological process: citrate metabolic process; carbohydrate metabolic process; tricarboxylic acid cycle.